CACGAUGAACCCGCAGCUGCGGCACUGGAGGGAAGCGGCCACGCUGCUGCUGGCGGCGGGCGCGCCGGCGCUGCCGCGCUCCCCGCUCGGCCCCUUUGACUAUGAGGUGCUGCUGCUGCAGCGGAGCCCCCGCAGCGGCUUCGCGCCCGGCGCCCACGUCUUCCCGGGGGGCCUGGCGGAGGCGGCGGAUUUCUCCGCGGACUGGCUGGCGCUGCUGCCCGCCGCGCCCCGGUGCGGGCUGGGCCGCGUGAGGCCGCCGCCGCCCGGCAGCAGGCGGGCCCCGCUCUUCGCCACCGACCGGGAGCGGCUGGGCUCGCCGCUGCCGGGGGAAGUGGCCUUCCGCAUCUGCGCUAUCAGGGAAACCUUCGAGGAGGCGGGAAUCCUGCUGCUGGUGCCGGGGCGCGGGCCGGCGGCGGGCGGCGGGCCUGCACCCCCGCUGCCCGCCGAGCGCCUGCCCCCGGCCGCGGAGCUGGGCGAGUGGCGGCGCCGGGUGCAGCGGGACCCGGCCUGCUUCUUGCAGCUGUGCCGGCACCUCCGCUGCGUCCCCAAUAUUUGGGCGCUGCAGGAGUGGAGCAACUGGCUGACCCCCGUCGGCAGGGCCGGGCGCGGCGGCCGACGCUAUGACACGGCGUUCUACCUGUGCUGCCUGGAGAAGCGCCCGCCGCACACCUCGCAGGACGACCAGGAGGUGACAGCCUGCCUGUGGUCAUCACCUCCAGAAGCCAUUGAACGUUUUAAAUCUCAAGAACUAUGGCUUGUUCCACCUCAAUUCUAUGAAUUGUGUAGGCUGUGCAACUUCUCUUCACUCUCAGAGUUACACAAGUUCAGCUCUGAGCGAGCUCUAGAGGGAUGUGAACGUUGGAUGCCUGUGAUGUUAGCUGCCUCAGAUGGCUACAUUCAGCUAUUGCCAGGAGAUGAGUUAUAUCCAGAAGACCCAGAUUAUACAGGAGAAAGGAAAAUAAUCAUGUCAACAGAAAAGAAGGUUGACGAUCUCAUGAAAGAGGGUAGCAUAUUUCACAGGAUAGUAAUAAAAAACAUCAACAAUCUUGCUGUCUAUGUUAAUAUUCAAGCAAAAUAUAAACACAAGAAUCCAUUGAUGAUAAACUCUGAUUGCUCAAAUUACAAUAGCAGAUUGUAACAUCUGUUUGGUUAAAGCUAGAAUAUUUUUAAUUACAUACAUAUUCACAGUGGAUUUGAUCCUUUCUAACUGUUGCCAAAAAGUCAGGAAAAAAUUCCUUUGUCCUACCAAAGCAUUUUGUGUGUGUGCCUUGAGAUUUAUGUGUACCUAAUUCUUUGUGUCUUUGAAACAAAAAAGUUGUGCCAGUUAAAAUGUUUAGAGGCCACUGAAAAUUUAACAUAAACAUCAACUUAAUUAUUGAUUAACUUAAAUGUCAUUUGAUGGUAAUUAACCAUUACCACCUUAUUCCACUUACAUACUAAUUGCAGAAUAUGCUGCAAAACCAGUCUGUUGAGUCACCCAGGUCCUCUUCUCACUGAGAAUUUAAGUAUGUAUUAUGUUCAAAACAGGUAUAUUUUGUGUUGAAGAAUUCUUCUGCUACGCUUCCUAAAGUUACCCAUUAGAAGCUGUAAUGUGUGUCUAGAAAUGGAUGAAAUCUGCCAUUCCGUUAUCUGCUGACAUCUCCCAGUCUAUCCUCUUUGACUUUGGGAAAAUCAGUGUAUAUGUGUAUAUAGAGAUUUAUUUGCUAAAUCUAAAAAGUAAAUGUUUAUAUUUAAUUAUUUCUACUAAUGGUAAUUAUUCAAAACCUCACAAUUUUCAAAGGUAGCAAUCAUUUUGACAAACUAAGUCAUCUAUCAGAUUGAGUGCAUUCACAACAUGCAUUUUAUUCAUGAUAACUUUUAUCUUCAAGCUGUUAGCAUUUUUUUUAAAAAAAGAAAUAAUAAAUUGUUUAGCUCCAAAAAGAUACCAAUGACUUCAGGGAACAAUGUACUGCCUUGGAAACAGCCACUUCUGUAUUUCAGUAUCUGACAUUUUGCUUUUCCAUUACUUUACUAAAUAUAUAUGAGAUGUAAGAACUUCAGGGGAAUGAUGUCUGUUUGCUUUUUUGUUUUGGAUUUGUUUGGUUGGUUUUGUCUUUUUUUUGUGCAGUAAGUGAAGCAAAUGGAGCAGUGGUGCAAAUUCUUUAUCUGGAAGAAGAAUGAAUGAUGACUUGAGAUUAGCCAGUAAAGUUGUUCAGAAAGCUUUGUUUCAGCUUUUGUUCUGUAUUUCAAUUAAAACCUUCUGCAGCAUUUUCAUUA
Messenger RNA from Falco peregrinus (peregrine falcon), 2256 nucleotides. RefSeq names its product nudix hydrolase 19 (gene NUDT19). The record is from RefSeq and is a predicted model, not a curated record. Gene Ontology annotation, molecular function: hydrolase activity, acting on acid anhydrides, in phosphorus-containing anhydrides. The coding region runs from base 5 to 1138 and encodes 377 amino acids. NCBI's taxonomy places the organism in Eukaryota, Metazoa, Chordata, Aves, Falconiformes, Falconidae. Gene Ontology annotation, cellular component: mitochondrion. The transcript has 3 exons.